Messenger RNA from Cheilinus undulatus (humphead wrasse), 3201 nucleotides. RefSeq names its product zinc finger protein 879-like. The record is from RefSeq and is a predicted model, not a curated record. Gene Ontology annotation, biological process: regulation of transcription by RNA polymerase II. Gene Ontology annotation, cellular component: nucleus. Gene Ontology annotation, molecular function: RNA polymerase II transcription regulatory region sequence-specific DNA binding; DNA-binding transcription factor activity, RNA polymerase II-specific. The transcript has 7 exons. NCBI's taxonomy places the organism in Eukaryota, Metazoa, Chordata, Actinopteri, Labriformes, Labridae. Bases 99 to 2705 code for a protein of 868 amino acids.
GUGACCGCGUCAAACCAACAGCUCCAACUUCCAGCCACUGAAAGGAUAAAAUAAGGCUAUUUAACGGUCUUUUUACAUAUCGUGACUGCCUGAAGUGGAUGAACGGGAUGGAGGAUGAUAUUUCCAAACUGAACCUGAGUCCCGUUCUUCCCCUCUCUGCUCUGCGUCUCCUUGUCCCCCCGAUCCGGCUCGUCUCUGCCGCCAUCUGGCAGUCAAUCCAACAGAAAAAUGUGGCUGAUUAUGGGAUACUGGAGGAGUUUGUUUCCAUGGUUACAGACAUCGUUCCUGAGCUGCUCACCACACGUCAGAGAGCCCAACUUGUCCUCGGACUCAGAGCUCAGCUAAUUCUGGAGUUGUGCCAGUUUGAUGCAGACUCUGAGCUUAUUCAGCCUCACAUGGAUCGACUUCAACACCUGAUUCAAGAAUGGGUGAGAGAGGCUGGGGCUGAAAGUGUGGAGAUGCUAAACUUUGAAUUUGUGGAUCUGAUCAAACAUUUGCUGAAGAAUCCAGAUGAGAGGGAGCACUUCUUUCAGAAAGUUUUCCCCAAGGAGUUUGGACCUCGGUAUGAUGAAGCUCUUCGCACCUUGAUGUGGACAUUUCUGUCCAGACUUGAAGAGUUUCUUCCUCUGCAAACUUUCCAUCAGGUUUCUUCCAUGUUUGGUGAGGCGUCUUUGGUUCUGGAGGAAUGUAUGAACUCUGUCUCUGCAUGUGGCGAACUCAAAACCCUGCUGCUGUAUCAAAAACACCUCAGUCAGCUGGAUCACAAUGAUGGCCCCUUGGAUGGAGCCUGCAUCAUCUCAGCCCUCAAACUACCCUCUGUUCAAAGUAGUAAGACUCAACAAGCUGACGGCUGGGACAAAGUCCUCUCGUGUACAUCAGACCUGGAGAGGGAAUCUUUGACGUUACUUCACAAGGCACAAAUAACCACUGUCACAAUCGCUGAGGAUCAAACAAGUGAUGUAGAGGUCUGUGAAACUGAAUGGACUUUUGAGGGAACUGAAACAGAUGGGCUUUGUGUAGAAAAAACAACAUAUGAGGAAAACACUGGUCUACAAACCCAGGAAGAUGACGUUUCUGUUAUGUUUCUAAAACAAUGUCACGUUCAGCUAGAAAGACUCAACAUUCCACGUUCUUCGCAGGCUCGACCCGUUAGAAGAAACAGAGGUCUGAGGAUGCAAACGAUCCUGCUGGAAGAGAAAAGAGAUCUUGGGGAAGAAGUUGUUUCUGCUAAAUCUGCUCCCAAGAAAACCUCCAAUCGUGCUCAACCGGAGCUGCCUGCCUAUGAAAUCUCAGGCAGAUCUCAUAUGUCUCCCAUCAGCCACUGCAGUGACGAUGACUCUUGGUCUUACUACUCCAAUAACAAUUCUGCCUGUUGUCUGAGUGGGGCUGAUUCCUGGUCAAACUACUCUGAUGAAGGGUCCGUCUUUGAGCCUCCAGAAGGGACUUUCAGCGAUGAGGAUUCAAUGUCAAACCGCUCGAAUGAGGAUUCUCCCUUCCUGGGUGCUAAAGACGUCUCUGAUUUAAAAUCUAGUACAGUGAAAAAAAGGGUUGAAUGUUUUAUCUGCAAAGAGCACAUCCAUACCAGCCUGAGGACUCACAUGAAAACACACUUCCCCACCGGUGAUUAUGCCUGCCCUCGGUGUGACAGCAGGUUUAAAGUCUUCACAUCUCUCAAGCAGCAUUUAAAAAGAACAUGCUUCGAGUAUGGGCAGCAGCAGGUCAAUCCAGAGAACCCUGAGGCUGAGAACCUUUACAAAUGUGACAACUGUGAUGAAGCAUUCAUGUAUAAAGUCUCUCUGCAGAAGCACAAGCUGACACACAACGAGCUGUACUGCAGCGUGUGCAGGAAGGUGUUGAAGGACGCAGCAGCGUUGGCGAGACACAGAGUGUCUCACACCUCGUUUCAGUGUAACCGCUGUGAGGAGACUUUCACUUUGUUCAAGCCAUUACUCAGGCAUUGUCAAAACGUUCAUAAAAUCAGCAAGCCGUUUAGAUGCUACCAGUGUUCCAAGACUUUCUCCAGGCUGCGAGUUUUGAUUGCACACGAGUGGAAGCACACGGGUCACCUGCCGUUCCAGUGUGAACAGUGCGGCUUGAGGGUGAAAACGGAUGCAGAUCUUAUUUCCCAUCAGAGAGUCCACACGAGAGAGAAGCCUUAUUUGUGUGCCGAGUGUGGAAAGACUUUCUCCCAGAGGUCCAACCUGCUGCGACACUUGAAUCUGGUCCACGGCGAGGCUGGAAACCAGAAGAAGUACGCCUGCUCUGAAUGCGACAAGUCUUUCAAAGAGAAAGGAGCCUUGAAGAAGCACCAGAGGAGCAAACACUUUGAUACGCUGUCACAGUUAUUCCGCCAUCCAUGCCAGUACUGCGGAAAGAUGGUCUCUGCAUCUACCAUCGCCAGACAUCGGCUGAUUCACACCGGAGAGAGACCAUUUAAAUGCACCAUGUCUGACUGUGAGAAGCACUUCAGGUCGACGUCUGAAGUGAAGAGGCAUGUCCUCAUUCAUCACACCACAGAGAGGCCGUUCAAAUGUGACAACUGUGGGAAAGGCUUUGUAAAGAAGUGUUAUCUCAAUGCUCAUAGCAAAAUACACUCAGGAGAGAAGCCGUUUGUUUGCCACUGCUGUGGCAAAGCAUUCCUAAAGCUCUACAGCAUGCAGAGACACAAAAGACUUGUGCAUACAGCUGAAACUAAUGAAAACUGAAUAAUGCUCUGAGAAUCAGCAGUGUUGAACUUCAUGAGAAGAGAAUUGUUCUUUGAACAUUGACUGUACAGUGAAAGUACAUCUUAAUUCUCAUUAAUGGACCGUACGGUGCGAUUCCACAGGCCGAUAAAAACAGAGGUCAACAGUGUGGUUCAGGAAGUAAAGAUCCCGUUCAUUUUUCCCAUAGCCGAUUUGAUUAGUAGCCACAGAAAUAUCCAAGGUAUAGUUACCACAACCUGACCAUGAGCAUGAAACAAUGCACAACCUCGUUUUAAGAAAAAUAAAGUUUAUUCCUGGCCUUGCAAAGCAGUUGAAUAUUCCUGUUUCUGUGUUUCUCACUGGUGAAUCCAUCUCGCAAAGCUCCCAGAACCAUUGGGCCCGGUCAGAAAAUGACAGAACCAAUCAGGGACGAGGGGCAGUACUUUGAGGCGCAGCGGAGUCGUGACAUAAGCAGCAGCAACAACAGACUGUUGCAAUAAUGGUGGAAGACAUUAGC